GCGCGCCACUCGGUCCGGGUCCCUCAUUCUGCCGGUCUUACUAGCCUCCCCGCCUGCAACUGAGCCACAGCAAUCGGUCAUCCGCCGAAAAUAAUGCGAUCCAAUUGCAUCGCCUGCUUUGCUAACUUGCCUAUCCAUCUGAUCUUUCUGCUCUGAGCAUCCGGAGUCCGGUAGCAUUCCUCGCCUGCCGAUUCACCCUGCGUGGAUCCCAUUGACAUCAUUGUCUCAUUCGUUCAUUCUUCCCUUUCCGAGUCGAUCCUAGCUCUCUCCUCCGCAUCGGAGCCCACGCCACCACCAUGUCGCGAGCAGGAACCUGGUUGAAGAUGCUCGGCACCGGUGCCGUCAUCUGCAUCGGCGGUCCGGCAUUCGUGCAAUCGAUCCGUCCCUCCGACGAGGAGCUAUUCAAGCGCUACAACCCCGAGCUACAGAAACGGAGUCUAGAGGAGGGUGAUCGCCGGGCGCAGGAAUUCGACGACUACGUGAACCGGCUCAAGCAGUGGUCGAAGUCGGAUAAGUCGAUCUGGUACGCCGCGCAAGAACAACAAGAGCAGAAACGAAACGACCUCUCAGCCCAGAAGAGCCAAGCGAAAGAGGAAGCCAAGACGCAGCGCGAGGAAAUGCGCAAGGAAUUGCUGGGUGAUAAAUAGAGUGGUUGAUUUAUGUUAUGGUCAAUAUCUACGGGGCACGAUAUAGGCUGGGAAAGGUCGCAUCUUAACUGACUGUAUCUGUAUUUAUAUCGAUCGCAUGAGGGUGGAUUCAUGGGCACGAUCACCCGCUCGUUCCGGUCCUACCUACUUACUGACUAUCUACUCCUAACAAUUGUGCAAGGAGCAGCGGGUUGAAAUAUAUGGAGUUAUGGGUUAGUGCUUUGAUGCUUGUAUUAUUAUCUACCUUUUGGAUGGGAUUGGAUGAGCGAAUGAUGAUAUGGUUGUUUUCGUUAUACUCUGUAGAAUAAUGGGGCCG
Aspergillus steynii IBT 23096 is the source of this 963-nucleotide messenger RNA. RefSeq lists its product as uncharacterized. Gene Ontology annotation, cellular component: mitochondrial membrane. The transcript has 3 exons. The record is from RefSeq and is a predicted model, not a curated record. NCBI's taxonomy places the organism in Eukaryota, Fungi, Ascomycota, Eurotiomycetes, Eurotiales, Aspergillaceae. Gene Ontology annotation, biological process: mitochondrial respiratory chain complex III assembly. The coding region runs from base 297 to 647 and encodes 116 amino acids.